UUGGACAUAUUCUCCCGAACACAGACUCAGAGUGGAGACAGACACGCGUGGUGCGGGAUGAACGCGCAGGAUUACGCAUGCGUAACGGUGCGGGGUCGCGCGCCCUGGGGCUUCCAGCUGCGCCAAAAGACGCACAGACGUGUUCAGGUGCACCAGGUUGAAGAAGGCAGCCAUGCAUCCAUGGCUGGUCUGUGUGAGGAUGAUGAGCUCGUGUCUGUUAAUGGAGUAUCCUGCUCCAGCCUCAGUCUUGCAGAGGUUAUUGUUCUCAUUGAGAAAGCUACUGACUGCCUGCAACUGCUGGUAAAAAGGUGCUGUUUAUUCCCUCAACAGAAGUCUCAGUCAUUUAACACCACACUCAAGGCUUCCUGGAGGGAAUUGAGGGAACCCUACAAAUCUGAGAAUGUAGAUGAGGCACAUUAUGAAGAGACAAACAGUGAUACAGAGUGCCCUGCAGGGAACACCAUGGUCCGAACACAGUUCUGCAUUCCAGCACCUAAGGACAGAACUGGUCCAGACACCUGUGACUCCUAUGUUGGAACCCCCAGGUUAGAAAUCACUCCAGGAGCUGUAGUGGAAUUGCAGUUGUCACUCUCUCAGACCACCUUGGAAGACACAGGCUGUACCUCAUUAGGAAGUGCCCGGGGAGUUACAGGAGACUUGUGCCAUGAAACAAACACUGAAAAUGACACUACAACCAAUGCACCAGGCUGCUCUUUGUAUAUACCAUUGCAUGAUAGAGAGCCUCUAAGUCAGCGAGGUGUGCUUGUCAGUUCUCCCUCUGCUUUGCUGGGACAGGUGGAGGUUACCAUACAGCCAUCUGGGAGGGACUCUGGAACAAAAAAAGUGGGGGCUGUUGGGACUGAGGCAACAGCUAAUGAACAACGGGAUUAUGUGAAGGGGGAAGGAGGGCACACCGAUGAUGAUCCCACCUCCUUCUCUGUCUCCUUUGGAAUUCCAUCAGAAGAGGAGGACUCUGAGUCAGAGAGGGAGCUCAACAAGCCCAACAAGCACCGGCCAAGGCACGCCAGGCUCCGUCGAAGAGAAAGCCUGUCUGAAAAGCAAGUAAAGGAGGCCAAGUCCAAAUGCAAGCGCAUUGCCCUCCUCCUAACUGCUGCUGCCCCUAACCCUAAUAAUAAGGGGUUGUUGAUGUUCAAGAAGCAUAGACAAAGGGCCAAGCAGUUCACACUGGUAAGCUACGGAACUGGUGAGAAUGAACCAGAAUUUGAGAACGAAGACGACGAAUACAGUGACAAGGAAACACAUGCUGUUGAGUUCACAGUUCUAGCCACCAGUGAAACUGACAUUGAUGAAGAUUUUUUCACAAAUUCCCCAGGCCACAAAAACAUUGUAACCUUUGAUUUGGAUACUGGACUUCUUGAGAUAGAACGCAAGCUUUACAACCAAGAGGAAAUGAAUGCACUCCCUGAAACCAAGGGCAAAGGGGCCCUGAUGUUUGCACAGCGCAGGCAACGCAUUGAUGAAAUAUCAGCUGAACAUGAAGACAUGAGAAGUAAAGGGAUUCCUGUGGAAGGUAUACAGGAAGCUGAGGAAAAUUACCAACAGGAAAAUCAGCACUCUUGCAUUCAGACUAGUGGCAGCCAGAAUUACAUUGAUGUAAAUGUGCAACACCAACAAUACCAGCAAUAUCAAGAACAGCAUUAUCAACAGCAACAGCAGCAUCAAUAUCAAGAAUUCCAACAACAGAUGCAGUACCAUCAGCAGCAACAGCAUUAUCAACAACAGCAGGAAUUCCAGCAGGGUCAACAAUAUCAGCCUCAACAGUCCCAACAACAGCAGCAGGUGCAACAAUACUUUCAUAAUUUGAAUGGUGUGUCUAGUCAGCAAACAAAUGUAGCACAAUCAUCGGUCAUUAACAGAAGUGCCAAACCAUUUUCAGUUCAGAAUACAGUGGCAGCCCCAUUUUCCCCUUCUGCAAACCAAGCACAGUCUUAUUAUUCAGAUGGACAAGGGGAACAAAUUGCAUCCAGAGAUGAGCGAAUUUCUGUACCUGCAAUCAAAACAGGACUCUUACAAGAUACAAGGAGAAAGAACAAAGCUAAACCCAUGUUCACUUUUAAAGAGCCUCAUAAAGUUUCCCCAAAUCCAGAGUUGCUGAAUCUUCUCAACAGGAAAGACAAGAAGACAGGCUUUGAUUCUGGUACAGAGGAGGAUUAUCUAAGCCUGGGGGCAGAGGCCUGCAACUUUUUACAGUCCACUAAAGUAAAGAACAAAACCCCACCACCAGUUGCUCCAAAACCACACAUACACACAGGUACUCCUCCAUGGUCACCACAACCAGAAAUUACAAGUCAGCAAUUUAAUCAGGAUGAUGAAAAUAACAUCCCUGUAACUUCCAAGGAUCCUGUCACUGAAAUUGAUUCCUCAGCUAUACCAGAGGAAGAGACCUCCAGAGCACAUGUUACUGAUCAAAAUGAAGCUUCUUCCCUACCCCACUCACAGGUUCAACCAGAUUCAGCCAAUGCAUGGGGUCUAUCAGAAACACAAAUACAAUCAGGUCAGCAAACGGAUACUUGGCAUGAGAAUCAAUCCCAGCCACAGUUGCUUUGUAAGCCAGAGCCAGUUGUCAGUUCUUGGGGUCCAUCUUCAACUCAGGCUCUUAAGCAGCCACCAGUACCUGCUUGGGGUUCAGCUGAGGUUCCAUCACAAGCCCUUGCCCAGAAUCAAUCACAGAUGCAGCCACCUUGGGUGACACGAUCUCAAGUCCUUUCUGAAGUGCAACCACACACAGCUGUUCCAGCGCAAUCCCAACCCGAGCCUUCCUGGGUGACACAAAGUCAUCCCCAACAUCAACCCCACCCUCAUUCUCAAAUUAAUACAUGGGCAACAGCCCCAACUGAAUCACCACACCAACCCCCAUGGGCCCAAAGUCAAGUGUCAGGACAGGCAUCAGUCAGUACUUGGUCACAAGAUCUAAAUCAACCCCAAGUACAGCUAUCCUGGGCCCAACAGCAACACGAGUCUCAACCAAUACCACCUUGGACAGCCUCUCAACAGCAACCCCAGUCCCAUUGGAUUCAACCUCAGAGCCAGCCACAGCCUCAAACACCUUGGGCCUCUCAGACUCAGCAGCAAACCCUGCCACCACCACCUGUAAAUACAUGGAAUCAAUCUCAGUGUCCAGUUAAUACACAGUCCCCAUGGACUCAUCAGGCAAAACCAUCCUCUCAGCCUCCAGCACAAAUACAGCAGCAACAGAACCCUUGGACCUCAGUACACCUCCAGUCACAACCACACUCUGCAUGGGUACCACAGCCUCAAGAGCAUCCACAGCAAACCAUGAAUUCAUGGGCACCAGAGCAGAACAAAAUACAGACACACUGGAAUCAGCCACAAUCUCCAGCUCAAGCGCAAUCUCCAUGGUCUCAUCCACCUCAGCAACAGACACCACCACAGUCUCAGUCUCAAACAGUUUUAAGUACAUGGACGCCACAACCCCAGCAAGGUCCAGCCAUUACCAGUGGUUCUACUGAAAGUCAGAAAUUCUCUCAACCAGUCAAACCUUGGAGUCCAUCUCAGACCACUCAACCUCCUCUUCCUCCACAUCAACUAAAAUCAAAUACACCUAUAUCAAAGGUACCAUCUCACAUGCCAGGAAUGCCAAGAAUGGGUUCAGCCUCUGGAAUGGGUCCAGCUUUUGAAAUGCCAGCCUUGCGAGGGAAAGGUGCUGAACUUUUUGCUAAGCGGCAAUCCAGAAUGGAAAAAUAUGUGGUGGAUUCAUCUACAGUGCAGGCUAACAAGGCAAGAUCUUUGUCACCUUCUCCUUCUUUACCUGCCUCAUGGAAAUAUUCACCUAAUUGUCGUGCCCCUCCACCUUUGGCAUACAAUCCACUACAGUCACCCUCUUAUCCACUAGGUGCUAUCAAGCAACCUCCCUCUUCCAGCCCUUCUUUAAAGAACAAAAAUAAAGUAACAGACAAAGAGAAACCAGCACCCAAACCACUUAAUGUUUUGGAUGUCAUGAAGCAUCAACCUUACCAAUUAAAUUCUUCCCUUUUUACUUAUGGUCCAGCAGCAGAAAAACUUGCUUCAGAAAAAGAGGCAGCUGAAAAGCUUGCUGCUCAAAAAGCAGCUGAAGCUCAAGAUCAAUCCCAAUCACAAGCUCAGUCUCAAGCUCCUGACCCCUAUGCUUUUAUACCACAGCAACCCCAGCCUUCCCAGCAGCACUAUACUAUUCCUAUUUCCUCUCCUGCUAUGCAUGAUGAUCCUUAUCACCACAGUCCUAACAGCUAUCAGCCCGCCCCUAAUGCUUAUCAACAAAUCCCCUAUCAGCAAAUAUAUAAUCCACCACAUGCUUACCAACAACCUCCUUCCAACUCUUACCAACAAUCACCAGGUUUCUCCUACCAACAGCCAUCUCAAUAUCAAGCUGGCCCAUAUCCAGCUUCCCAGGCACCCUGCUACCAACCAACUCCAACCUCUUAUGUAGUGCCUAAUUGUCCAGUAUCAGGAAGAGCAGAGUCAUCUACAGGGAGUAUCACUCUUGCUGCUCCAAAACCAAAGUUCUCAGCCAAGAAAAGUGAUGCACAAGUGUGGAAGCCUAGUGCAGCUGAAAGUGAUAAUAAAUAGUGUAUUUAACUUAAUUGGCCUAGCUAAGUGUGAAACCAGAGCUAUAUAUUAACAAGAUUUCUCAAAAAUGCAGUAAAUAUUUUAGCGCAGAGUUUGUAACAUUAAUUGUAACUAUUUAACUAUUAGUUACAAUUUCGUAUUGUACUGGUAUUCUUUUUGGAGAGUUUCUUCAAUUACAUGUUUGUAAUGAGCAAGUUAAUGAUUUAGGAUGUUCAUGUGGUGUUGAAUUGACGAAUAUAGAUGAUGAUAAUCUUAAUGAAGGGAUAUAUAUAAGGAUUAAGGUUGAUCAGGCAGAGUAGUCAAUCAGUUCAGAAAGCUUUUGAAAUCAAUAAGACAGACAACUAUACUAUAAGGUAUGAAUUAACAUGUAUAGUAUAGUCAGUGGUUUAAGGUGUUUUGCAAGAAUGUUUUGUAAGAAAGUGUGAAUGGAUUAUAACAUAUGAUUGAGUUAGUCUUUGAAAGGAGUUUUGUAGCCUCACCCAUAUUAAACAGUCAGUGACAGUGAUUUAUUUAACUUAUGGAAAAACAAAUUUGUAAUUUUUAUGUUAAAAGUAUAUUUAGGCUUUUAAGCAUUAGAAGUAUGCAAGAAUAUAUACAUAUGAUAUAGAGUUUAAGCUGUCAAAUGAUAUAUUUAAAUUUAAGCUUGGAGCAGUGCUUUAUUUCACUAUAUUUAAGGUCUGUAGAUAUUGUGUGAUGUAUUUAACAACAGGUUAACCAAAAAAUAAGGGUUUGUUUUUUCGGCUAUUUGGAACUAGUAUGUAAUUUUUAAAAAUUACCACCUGGAGCUCUUUCUGUUUCAAACUUUCUUUCUACAUUUCUUAUUGUUUGGGACAAAUUAAUUUUCAGAUACAGAGUCCAAGAGUUAAUGAACUAAACAUAAAUAACUGGCAAGGCUUUUCUGAACGUAAAGACACUGAAAAUUUGAAAAACAAUCAUUUUAUUUGUUUUGUAAUAUGUUAGCUUUUUUGGAUUCUUCCCCAUGUUUUCUUUUCGUUUUUCUCUUCUGUGGGUUUUCUUCACAGCACAAUUUCUGUAAGACCUGCCACAGUGUUAUUAAAACAACUCUGUGUCAUUCUGCUUCAGCUUUCUUUUAUUCACAUUGCAUGCAGCUCUUGAUUUCUCCAUGCUUUUUAUUAUCUUCUCGCUUAUAUUUUCAUAUUCUUCUUCAAUGCUUUGAUUAGUUUCUUUCAGAAAAUAAUUGGCUUUUGACUUUCAGAAAACAACUGUCACAGUCAGUAAGAACAAAAAACAUCUGCCACUACAUUGUACAAGCACUGAAUAGUUUUCUCAGCUUCAAAGGUGUUUUUGAAAUGAAUUAAAAUUAAGGCACAAAUUAUGGUAUUCACCAUUUCAAACUGUGGUAAGUAAGUUAUUAUUAUAGAUGCCUUAAACAUGGACUUGCAUGGCAUCAUACUGUUGAGUAGUGCAAAGGCUUGUCAUUGCUGAAAUAUUGAAGUAAUAUGAUUCAAGGCCCAUUGCUAGGGUGAACACAGGCUAUUUUUGGAAGAAUAUGAUACAUGCAGAAGAAGAAGUCACAAUCAUUGUACAUUAAUUCAGUGUGGGCCAUGUCACACUGUUUUGGGAUAAGACUAGUAAUCCUAGUGGAAAUUGAAUAUACUGGCUAAUUAAUAUAAAACAUUUCAAAUUCAAGACUAUAAAAACCAAACAAAAAAAAUUUGAUUUUUAGAAAAAUGUGGAAUUGUAUAUAGAGCUUUAAUUUCACUAUAGCAUUUAAAUAGGAUAUACUACAGAUUCCCAAAGAAGAGAAGAAUUGUGCUAAAUGUGCAAUUCAAUCAUGCCUGAACUAAAAUGUUGUAUUCAAGGUGCAGCUGGCAAGCAAAUGAAGCAUAAUUUUACACCUUUGAAACAGCAGGUGGUAGCAGAGACCUUUUGGUUAAAUUCUGUCUUGAAAGCGGUUCUGUUGGCUGGUCAGACUGGAAUGGAACCAUUAUGGAAUGAAAAGUUGAAAAAAAAAAAAAAAAAAGACCUUUGGAUGCUGGUUGACAGAACA
This is a messenger RNA of Tachysurus fulvidraco (yellow catfish), 6598 nucleotides long. RefSeq names its product synaptopodin-2. Gene Ontology annotation, molecular function: actin binding. Gene Ontology annotation, cellular component: Z disc; nucleus; actin cytoskeleton. The coding region runs from base 58 to 4587 and encodes 1509 amino acids. Gene Ontology annotation, biological process: positive regulation of actin filament bundle assembly. The transcript is spliced from 4 exons. Lineage: Eukaryota; Metazoa; Chordata; Actinopteri; Siluriformes; Bagridae. The record is from RefSeq and is a predicted model, not a curated record.